AUGAGUUUUUUAUCGUGGGGACCAAUGCAGGAAUCUGACAUGCAACAGUUUUGCGUCGAAAUGAUGAAACGGCUCGACCUUCAACGAAGGAACGAGCAGUUCUGUGAUGUGGUUCUUGAAGUUGGCUCUGGUGACGAUCAAACUUGCUUUAAAGCACACAGAAUCGUUUUAUGUGCAGGAAGUCCGUUCUUCUACAAUGCUCUUAACAGCGACAUGAAGGAAAAGAGAGAGGGAGUCAUCAGAUUAGAAAACACGAGCAAAGCUGUGAUGGAGGAAUUGAUAGACUAUCUUUACACGGGACAUGUGGACGUCACGCAACACAACGCGUUCGAUCUUCUGGAGAUAGCUGAUUUUUUUGUCAUUCCAAGUCUAAAAGACGUUUCAAGUAAGUUCAUCGCAGGAACACUGUCUUCUUACAGCUGUCUAAGGGCAUAUUAUUCAGCUUUGAAAUAUCAUUGCACUGAAUUGCAUAAAGAAGCAAGGAAUUUUAUCUGUACACACUUCAUGAGCUUAGUCGAGCUGGAAGACUUUCUGAAUUUAAGCUUGGAAGAGUUGGAAGAGUGGAUAUCAAGUGAUGAAUUAAUAGUUAAAGGAGAAGAAGACGUUUUCCAGGCUAUCGUCAAGUGGUUAGAAGGAAAAGAGUGCCGCGAACGUGAAAGAUUUUUCGAAUUAUUUCGUCAUGUUCGUCUGGUUUAUAUGUCACGCAAUUAUGUCUUUAAGGAGGUUGUACCACAUCCUUUGGUAAAAAAUGAUGAAACAUGCACAGCAUUUGUCUUAGAGGCGAUGAAAGAUGUUUCAUCUGGCUCUGAAGAGUGCUAUUUUGCCCAGCCACCAAGAAACUGCUUGAAAACAGCAGAAGAUUGUCUUGUUUUCACUGAUGAAACUCGCACAAUCUGUUACCUUCCCACAGAAAACAGGUGUUAUAAACUGACAGAUCAGCCUGAAAAUUUGUAUUUGCACUCUAUGUGUGCUUCAUAUGGAAAUCUUUACGUCAACAAUGCUGAUGAACAGACAAUUGACAGAUAUGAUCCAGUGACAAACUCUUGGGCACCUGUCAUCCCAUCCUUGAGUGGUGGUCAGGUGCCAUUCCGUUCUGUAGCUUUAGUUAAUUUCCAAGGGUUUUUAUAUGUGAUUGGUGGGAUAAAGGGAAAUGAACAUGUAAACUCUGUUUAUAGGUACAGUCCUGACAUAAAUGCAUGGCAGGAAGAUGCACCCAUGAGCUUUUCCAGAUCUUCACUAUCUGCUGUAGCUGACAAGGAAACUAUGUAUGCAAUUGGAGGCCGGACAAAGGAUCAAUUACUAGAUGUGGUGGAAAGAUUUGACCCCAAAACAAACUCAUGGUGCAAGGUCGCUUCAAUUCUCGAAAAGAAAAGAUACUGUCAUGCUAUUAUUUUAAGGGCUAAAGUGUUUUUAUUUGGAGGCUUCACUAGCUCUGUUCAUACAUUGGUAUCUUCUGACAAUAUUGAAAUGUAUGAUCCAAUAUCAAACAUUUGGACAGCCAUCCAGAGUACAUGUACAUCUGCACCAGUUCGCUGUUUUGGUGCCUUAAAUUUCAAAGGAGCUGUUUUAGUCGCAGGUUCUUGGAAUCAAGAAAGUUCCAUCAAUCUUUUGUUGAGAGUUUAUGAUGUUGACAAGAAUGAGUGGAAGACUUGUGCACAUUUUCCUCGUAUUAUUUAUCCGCAUGCUAUGGCUCCUGUACGGAUCCCAAGAGUAAUUUUAAACAGUUGUGAAGUCUUGACAUAGGUACAGGUUGUCUUUUGAAAGAUCACCCUUGAGAGUUGUACAUGUACACAGUGGAACCCUGCUGUUUGACCACCUUGUUGUUGUGGUCAUUUUGAUUUAUCCUUGCUAAAGUCCCUUGAAUUUCCCCAUUAAAAAGCCUUGUAACCCAUUAACUGUUAACAGUGGUCAGCGUGCAAAGAAAGUCAUGUUUGAUAGCCCAGGGCAGUGGAUUUUGCUUUAGGGCUAGUGAUUUUUGUUUUUAACUUGCCCGACGGACAAGUGCUGUUUUUGGGGGAAAUUCAAAUUACAGAAGGAUUGUAAUCAAUCCUGCUAAUCAAAAAGGGUUUUAGGGCUAGCUGAAAUGACUUGUGGGCUAGUACAUGCUAGCUACAGCUUGCGUGAAUGGCAGGCUGUAAAACUGACUUCCUUUACAUCGUGGUGGUGAAGAGAAAAACUGACAAAAAAUUCAAAUAAUAUUUAUUUCUGUAAAAUCCUAAAAGUUUAGACAUAAGCACAGUUAACAUCAUCCUCAGGAGUUGGACAGUGGAACCACUGGGUUCAGUCACCUUGUUAUAGGUGAACUACUUUAAUGAUAUAUCGUGGCAAAAUGCCCAUGCAUUUGAGAAAUAAAUGCCCUUAAUUUUUCCACCACUCUAAUGCGCUGUAAUGGCCCCAUUGUAAAACUGUAAUGUUUAUUUUCCCCACAAGUUUACCUUUUUAACAGGCCAGUUAGGCCAGGCCAGUUUUGUCUGCACAGAGUAGUAUAGAAGCUUCUUGUAAGGUCUCUCCUAAUUGGUAGCAGGAAACAAUGACAUGUCAUUCUUUCAAUUGUUUUAGUAUUGUUUGGGGUCAGGGUUAGGCACCAUCGGUGACUCUUCCGAGUAGCUGCUACAUGACCCUCCACACGGGCCUGUUUAUGUUGGAGGGAGGCUGGGAGAGUGGAAAAGUAAGGUGCAUGGAGGAUGAUGGGAAGGGGAAAGAGAAGAAGAAGAAGAGAGGUUCCUGCCUUUUUCUUAUUCUUAUCAUCCACCUGUGCUUGCUAUUUUUUUUAUUAUUACUAUUUUUAUUAAAAUGCCCACACGGAGCCUCUGGAGGAGAGAGCAAAGUUUCUAUCACUCAAACUUGCAUUUUUAUCCAUACAUAAUAAUACAAAUAAAAUUUUGAUCAUGUACACAGACAGCUUGGUAAUAAUAUAACUUAGUUACUACCACCCAAUUUAGCGGUGGAGAAAGGAAAAUGCAGCUUAAUUUAAUCAUUUUGCCCUUUCCUUUUGCGUAAUUUCUUAAUACCUCCUGCAACAGGAAUUCCCUGCAAAUAUGGCAUUUUAUUCCCAAUAAAAUUCAAGCCUUUGUUUGCAGAAUUGUUGUUUUGAAUUGAUGGUUUAAUUUUUACAGUUUAUUCAUUUUUUUGUAAUUCACGAAUCGGUUUGUAUUUAUGUGUAUGUAAGUGGAAGACAUUAAAUCCAGGACUGUUUAUUAUUUUAUCUACUCUGUGUGCUUGUUUUUUUUCCUUUUUUUACCUCCUUCCUAUCCCCUACCUCUUUCGACGCUUGCUACGUAAAGCUAGCUAUAUUGUGUACAUUUUUACGUCGUUACAGUAAUUACCUUCUAAAAUUUUGUAACACUUUGUAAUUCGAUAGUAUGAAAACACCAUAUUGCUUCUAUUUUUGUAAUGUGUGUUUGCCUACACCCCACCUGGAAAUCGUCUUUUGUUGUGUGUGGCCAGCAUAGUUAAAUGAAGUUGUGCAAUUGAUUUGAACCUGUAUUUUCUUUACUAGUUCACCUUGUUGAUGUGCCUAGUCAAAGCAAAAUGUGCAUUUCAAAAGACAAGUGAUAAAAGGAAAUUAUUCUUUUCAUAUAAAUAUAGUCAUUUCCUGUACAGAAUCCUUUACUGUGUUUAAGCUCGUGUAGCUAACAUUAAUUUUAUUUCUUUAUUUAUUAUUUAUCAGGAUGGGGACGAAGUAGCCUCAGAAAACAGCCGACAUUUAGCGACGUCACCACUGGUUUCUCGGGAAAAACUGUAA
This is a messenger RNA of Porites lobata, 3745 nucleotides long. Lineage: Eukaryota; Metazoa; Cnidaria; Anthozoa; Scleractinia; Poritidae. The record is from the annotation of a GenBank genome assembly.